UACUGUAUAUUUUCCAUGAAGUGAAUCGUACAAAUUGUUUGUUGUCGAUCAAGAUGGAGUUCCUUUUGGGAAAUCCAUACAGUACUCCGGUGGGACAUUGUAUUGAGAGAGCCACUGAUGGCUCCCUUCAGAGUGAGGACUGGGCCCUCAAUAUGGAAAUAUGUGACAUCAUCAAUGAAACCGAGGAUGGGCCCAAGGAUGCCAUCAGGGCAAUGAAGAAGAGGCUGAACGGGAACAAGAACUACAGGGAGGUGAUGCUGGCACUCACCGUCCUGGAGACAUGUGUGAAGAAUUGCGGGCAUCGUUUUCAUGCUCUCGUCACCAGCAGAGACUUCAUAGAUGGCGUGCUUGUAAAAAUCAUCUCCCCCAAAAACAACCCUCCCACUAUCGUACAAGACAAAGUGCUUGCCUUGAUCCAGGCGUGGGCCGACGCGUUCAGGAGUAGUCCAGACCUGACGGGUGUGGUCCAUAUCUAUGAGGAGCUGAAGAGGAAAGGCAUUGAGUUCCCUAUGUCUGACCUGGAGACCCUGUCUCCAAUCCACACUCCUCAACGACUGUCGACUGGCUCUGAGGUGAACCAAGCCACACUGAAGGCCACCGCUCCUCCCCCAGCCCAGCCUAUUCCCCACCAGCAGCCUCCUCCCCCUGCUGUCUCCGCCUCACCCUUUGCAGCAUCUGUCCCUCCCACCUAUUCCGCCCCUCAGGUCCCCAGCCUCGGCACCUCUGGGUCUAUCAACCCCUCACCUGACCAGAUCUGCCGGCUGCGCAGUGAGCUGGACAUCGUGCGUGGCAACACCAAGGUGAUGUCAGAGAUGCUGACAGAGAUGGUUCCUGGACAGGAGGACCCCUCAGACCACGAGCUCCUGCAGGAGCUGAACCGGACAUGCCGGGCCAUGCAGCAGAGGAUAGUGGAGCUCAUCUCCUGUGUGUCUAACGAGGAGGUCACAGAGGAGCUACUGCAUGUCAACGACGACCUCAACAACAUCUUCCUACGCUACGACAGGUACGAGAGGUUCCGGUCAGGCAGAGCAUCUCAGGGUAUCAACAAUGGGGUCCUCAGUGAGGCUACAGAGGACAACCUGAUAGAUCUGGGCCCUGGCUCUCCUGCAGUCGUCAGCAAUAUGAUCACCACCACUCCCCCGUCCAGCCUGCCCCCUUUCUACACCACCCCCGCUGCACGGCCUUCCUCACCUGCCUCCCUGGCCUCUCGGCUAGCCGGCCUUGAUGUGGGUGACAGUGUGAGCAGCACUCUGAGCUCUCUGCCCAGCUGUAAGCCUCAGGACGACUUUGACAUGUUCGCCCAGACCAGGACCGGAGCUCUGCCUCUGACCACCGAGACACUCGUGACAGCUCCUCUAGAGGACCGUAAUGCUGUAUGUGGGAUUGGGCUGCCUCUUCUGGAAGUCAGGCGGCAGCCUGCAGGAGGGAUUCCUGUUGGCCAAUCCUCUGUCAUGGAUGACAUAGAGGAGUGGCUGUGUACUGACUUGCAAGGAGAGGAGGGAGAAGAGGGGGUGACCAGUGAAGAGUUCGACAAGUUUCUGGAGGAGCGGGCGAAGGCAGCAGAGACGGUGCCCAGCCUCCCCUCGCCCCCUAGUGGUGACCCUGGUGCAACUACAGGCACACUCAAGAAGAAGGCUGAAAGACCAGAUGACGCCCUGUUCGCUUAGUACAGUGGUUUUCAAACCUCUCCUCGGGGACUCCCAGACGUUUCACAAUUUAGUUGUAGCCCUGAACUAGCUCAGUUGAUUCACCUAAUCAAGGGCUUGAUAGUUAGUUGACAAGUUGAAUCAGGUGUGUUAGCUCUUGAGUAGUUCAAAUGCAUGGAACAACUGUGGGGCCCAGAGGAGAGGUUUGAAAACCCCUCGCUUAGUAGACCUUUUAACCUUCUGACCUGGCUAGCGACCUCAGUCCCCAGACUUUUAUCUGUGACAAGCACACACACUUUCUCAUCCUCCCCCUCUGGAUCUCUCUACCUUCAAAACUAACGCUCUACUACCCAUUGGUUUACUACACUACAAAGGGAACCUUCGAUUUUGAUAUCCCCCCUCUUUCAGAAAGAAACCAUCUUAAUUCGGGAGAAGACAGCCACGUUAUUCCAUAAUCAACAUUCCUUAUCUAACAGUUGAUGGUUUGGAACAGUCUCCAGCCUCUGAAGAACUGUGGAGUAUCAACAACGGCCGUCUUUAUAAACCAGCAGCUCACUCUGUCCCGGGGCUGGUCUUCUUCUGAAGGGUAAUAUGAGACAUAUCUAACCUACAGUACUACCCAUAUUCUGCUCCGUUAUGGCAGCAAGAAACCAUCCCUAUCCUGUCAUCCCCUAAUCUACUGCAUGCAUUAUUAGAUCCAUCCAUCCUUCAAUUCCUUGAAGGGUCGUCAAAGGGAAUUCAAUGAAAACUAGGUACAAUUAUUGUUAACCUUUUUUUUAUUGUAGGUCAGAUGGGGGCAGGUAGCUGGAUCAUUGUGUUUUUACUAUGCGUUUAAUUCCUAGUCGAUAUUUUCUAUUGUCUCGUUUCAUCAAUUUGACUUCAUGGUUUUGAGUGUGGCUUUGUUGUAUAACUGUAAAAUAAUGACAUGUAGAAUCGCUGUGUGUAUAUUCAAUCAAGCCGAAUAAGGGAAAGAAAUGGUGGAUGACGGGAGAUCUGUUAUGAGGGCAUUGGAGCAUGUUACAGUAUGUCUACCUGGAUAUAACAUUUCACAGCCUUUACCCAAAAAGGGUAUCAACAGGAAAGGGAAGUGGAAAAAUGGAAAUGUGAUUUGUCCACUACAAAAUUACACUACAGGGCUUUCAAGGGAUGAAGUAUUUCUAGGGAUUGAUGCUCUCAUCUUAUCUACGCCAUUAGAGAUUGAUUUAUUUUACCAGCUUAGAAUUCUAGAAUGUUAUCUGGAAUGUUAUUUUGGAGAGAUAUAUACAAUUUCUGAUUUAUUUUCAGAUGAAUUUCCAUUUUAUGUUUUUUAAAGUGAGACAACUAAAUAAUUAACAUCACUUAAGAAAAUGCACUGUUAUGUUAAAUGAGGUGUUAUGGUUAUCUUAACAAAUAUGUAGUACCAUUUACCUGACAAUGAUUUUCUGUUUAUCCAUAUGCUGAAGGACCAGUACAGGUACAGUGCUGCUGGGAAAGCAUAGUCUAGAUGUAGUAAUGUGGCCUAAGCAUGAUUGCAUCACAUCCAUAGUGAAUGAACUACCGUAUCAUACUGUAAGAUUCAGUCAGACUGAGACAGAUAACCGUUUCUUGUUAAAGCCCUGUUUUAGUAGUCUUCACUACAAACUGAACAGACUGAACAUUGUAUGUCUGGUAUUGAAUAAUAACAAUUUAUGGACCAAUGUUUUACAAAGUGGAUGUGAAAAAAAUGAACCUAUAGAAGGGAUGGUUCUGAAUAUCAUGAAGGAAAUAUAGGAAAGGGGAUCUGUUUGGUCUCUGCUUGGAGUGUCAAAGGUUGUUCAUUUUAUUGCUUAAUCACCUGCACUCUUAUGUACCAUGUCCUGUUGUCUCUCGUUGGCUUGCUAGCUGUUCUGGCACAUCACUCCGAUGCUAGCCAGUUAGCUCAGUGGGCUAAUCCGCUGAUCAAAACGGUGACAGUGCUGAAAAGAGAGGCUGAGUGAGAGACUCACCAUUUUAGAAUGACAUUCAUGACAAUUGUUGACAUUCAUGUUUUCAGAAACGGUAACACUACUUACUAGUAUGAGCAAGAACAUUGAGUAUUGCAAACCGAGAUCUUUAUUCUCUUUCUUGAUGAUAAUACACGUGCUGUUUCAUACAAUCACAAUGAGUUUAAAACAAUGUAACACUUGACAGUCACUCAUGACCUUAUUCUACCCUUAUUUCAUUGUUAAAAUAUCUAGUUGAGCGGGUUGGUAUAUUUAACAUCUGUAAUCAAUGAAACAUUUUGCUAAAUAUUGACAAGUGUAGGAGUAAUUUAUUUAGGAUCUGUUUUGAAAUUGUUUUAUUGUACAAAAGCAGAAUGACUGACUAUGGGAGAGAUUGGGGUUUUUCAUGUUAAUUGUGUGUUAAAUGUUUUGUUGCUGUUUUUUGGAGUUUGAUAAUUUCUUAUGCUGAUUCAAUGUCAAAAAUUAUGUAAAUGUAUCCAGAUGAAUUUCACUCUACAGUAACUUUUAAUGUCACUAUUUAUGACAAGUGUCCACUCUGUGAUUGGUUUGUUUGUAACUGUAAGCAAAGAACCCUAUUGAGUUAAAUUUUUUCCAAGGUUUGAUGAACAAGCAGUACAUUGAUUAACAUAGGUGUCAGAAAUGACCUUGCUUCUGAAAGACACUUUGAUAGAAGUGUUGACAUUGCACAUUAUUAAAAGGUUUUCCCAUCUCUCUGAAUGGAAAUACUUUAAGUGUGUGUGUACAAGGGUUGCCCUACUCUGAGACAGUAGCCCUGUACAUUUGUAUUGGAGGAGUAAAAAUAUAUUGCUGUUUGUGCAAUCCAAUAUGCGUAAUAUAAAAUGUAUAGCUUGAUAUUGGUCUGGCUUGCUCAGUGGAACUAUGGUUCUAUACAUGAUCUUGUAUAAUUAAGGCAAAUCUAAAUAUUAGCUUGCCAGGUGGUCACCUCAAAGCCUGCUCUUAGAAAGAAUAUGUGUGUAUGGUUAAACAUAAAGGGACUUUUAUGUUUGUGUGUGCUGGCUGUUUCCUGAGUUUAUCUAACUCUAUAUUGUUUGACUCAUGCAUGUGUUGAACUCCAAUAAAAAAACUAUAGUAGUAUGUGA
Messenger RNA from Salvelinus sp. IW2-2015, 4707 nucleotides. RefSeq names its product TOM1-like protein 2. Gene Ontology annotation, biological process: signal transduction. Gene Ontology annotation, cellular component: membrane; endosome. The transcript has 14 exons. Bases 54 to 1667 code for a protein of 537 amino acids. The record is from RefSeq and is a predicted model, not a curated record. NCBI's taxonomy places the organism in Eukaryota, Metazoa, Chordata, Actinopteri, Salmoniformes, Salmonidae. Gene Ontology annotation, molecular function: clathrin binding; ubiquitin binding; phosphatidylinositol binding.